CAAUUUAGUGAAUUUCUGAACGCAACCAUAACUGUCAUCGCUGUUGUGUCAAAGUGAAAAGUAAACAUAACCUCAAUUGAUUCCUUACAUAAAUUAAAUUUAUAUUAAAUAGUUUACUAGAGUAACAUGGCAACGGAAAGUUUUGAUAAAAACCGUGUAGGGCGGGAUUACGCCUUUGUGCGGAUGGAGUUUAUUCAUAGCAGUUGCGACUUAAAAGGUUAUUGUUUGAGUGACGUGAUCAGGCUGGAAGAGGAAUUUCACGCCUUUCAAGUUGAUUUGUUGACGGCGACUGCAGCUGGUGACCGUAAAAGCGAGCUGGAAAUAUCGGCGCAGUUCGAAAAAAUGGUAAAAUCUAUAAAAAUACGUUUAUCGGAAACAGGACCCACCGUGUUAAAGACCAAUGAAAAUACGACUUCAAGUGCUAAAUUGCCUAAAAUAACUAUAGUUCCCUUUGACUCUAAAAUUGAAAAUUGGGUAUCGUUUAUUCAGAUUUUCGACUCACUAGUUCAUAGGAAAAGUAUACCUGCAGUUGAAAAGCUUCACUAUUUGUUAUCAAGUGUGACCGGGUAUGCCUUCGAUUUGAUAAAAAAUUACCCAUUGUGUGACGAAAAUUACAUGAUCGCGUACAACACACUUAAGGAGCAUUUUGAUAAAAAAAAGAAUAAUUGCUAGUCUGUUUUAUGAAAAAAUAUUAAACUGUGAGGUGGCAAGAUCUAAAAGUCCUUCUGAAUUAGUGAGAAUUUGUCGAACUUUUAAAGAAAAUAUUGAAAUUUUGUCAAAGUAUAAAUUACCCGACAGGAAUUUUAUGCUAUUCCAUUCAUUGUGGUCUAAAUUGGACGCUAGUACAAAAGAAGCCUUUGAGCUUCAACUUCAUUCAACCACGGAAAUUCCUAGUUAUGAAGAAUUAAUGUUGUUUAUCGAAAAGCGGAGCCAAGCAUUAGAGAACAGUAUUGGUAAGUCGUUAACAGUUAGUAGUAAACCGGUGUCGAGCAAGCCAGUGCUUAAUAAAGUUAAAUCUUCAUUUCUUGUUCCUCCAGUAAAUAAUGUGAGUGAUUGUGUUAUGUGCUCCGCACCAGGGCACACAUUUGAGCAUUGUCCAAAAUUUUUGGAAUUGCGGCCAAUGGAUAGGUUUGCCCAAGUUAAGGAAAAGAAACUUUGUAUAAUGUGUUGUAGGCCAUCCCAUUCAGUUAAGAAUUGCAAGUCCUCGGUGUCUUGUGGCGUUUGUAAACAUAGACACCAUACAUUAUUGCACUUUGAUAAGGAGUUGGAACCGUCCACUCGGCAAACUCAAGUGACAUUGACUGUCCAUAAUGCAAAUGCACCAAGCCUGUUCUCGACGGCUAUUGUAAUGAUAAAAAAUAAAUAUAACCAUUUAGUACCAAUUCGUAUGCUAUUGGAUAAUGCUUCCGCAUGUAAUUUUGUUACAUUAGAGUGCGCUCGAAAACUAGGAAUACCAAUUAAAGUUAAUUCACCAUCGGUGAACGGUGUCGGUCUAGCGUCAACGGACACUUUUGGAAUUGUCGAUUGUGAGAUAGUCCCGGCAAAUGGGGACUCAUCUUGCAUAUUUUCGUUUGAAGCGUAUGUGCUUCCUAAGAUCUGCCCUGAUAUGCCACUGGAGCCACUUAAUGUGUCGUCCUGGAUGCAUCUAAAGGAUUUAGAUCUCGCUGAUCCAUAUUUUCAUAAGUCUGGACCAAUAGACAUGUUGGUUAGUGUCAACCUUUUUGCUGCGGCAUUACAGUCUGGUGUUGUCAAGGGCAACCCAGAUGAGCCCAUAGCCGUCCGCACGGUGUUUGGCUGGUUGGUGAUGGGUGAGUGCCCUAGAGACAUUAACACUUCUCGUUCUCGUUGUUCUAAGGGGUCCGGAGGUGAUACGGAGAGGUGUUUUCUCGUGUCGAGUCUUUCAUUAGACAACAGCAUCAAACGCUUCUGGGAGUUGGAAGGCUUUGAUCUGCCUAAAAAUAUCGUUUUGUCGAAAUCGGAAUUGUCGUGUGAAAACCAAAUGGAAAAUUCAUAUUGUCGCAGUCCCGAGGGAAGGAUGGUAGUACCAUUAACUUAUGUCGACCCUCAGGACAAACCAAGGUUUUCAAAUUCUCGUGAGAUAGCUCUCAAGCGUCUCUUAAAUUUAGAGAGGAAAUUUAAAUUAAAUCCUCAAUUUCGGACAGCUUAUGUCAAUUUCAUGGACGACUACUUAAGUUGUGGUCACAUGGAAGAGGUUGGUCCUCCAGUGGCGUCUGAGGGUCAGUUCUAUUACAUACCCCACCAUGGAAUUUUGCGGCCAGACUCCGUCACUACGCCUCUGCGUUGCGUUUUUGACGCUAGCGCCCGAGACUCUUCGGGGCAGUCUUUGAAUAGUGCGCUGCUGCCAGGCCCAAAAUUGCAAAAUAAUAUAUUUGAUUUGCUGGUUCGUUUUCGAUGGCAUGCAGUAGUGUUUACCGGGGACAUCAAGCAGAUGUACCGGCAGUUUCUUGUCGCUUUACAGGACUGCGACUAUCAACGCAUUUUAUGGCGUCCAUCAUCUGAUGAGCCUGUGAAAGAUUAUCGUUUGCUCACAGUGACCUAUGGCGUGUCCUGUGCUCCCUAUCAGGCGCUUUGGUGUAUAUCCAAGCUAGCAAAGGAGUUUUCGUCUCGCUCUCCCCAAGGUGCUGCAGUAUUGGCUAGGGAUGCAUAUGUCGAUGACAUUGUCUCAGGUGCAGACUCUGUUGAGGAUGCGUUAGUGCUACGCCAACAGUUGGUGGAAAUAUUAUCGUCUGCGCAACUUCAUUUGCGCAAAUGGACAUCAAAUAACCCCGAGUUUCUAAAAGGUUUACCUGGUUCAGAACUAUAUUCGGAACAACUUCACAACUUUGAAAACGUUCAUGAUCUGUCGCUAAAAAUUCUCGGCCUGUCAUGGCUUCCCAAGGAAGAUACCUUCACAUUCAAGACCUCCUUGAAUGAUUGUCGUUGUACAAAGCGAUCGAUCCUUUCGGAUAUCGCCCGUAUUUUUGACCCUCUGGGCCUAUUGUCGCCUGUCGUAUUUUUCGCAAAAUAUUUAAUUCAACUCCUAUGGGUUUCUGGUGUCGAUUGGGACAACGAGGUUCCUACUGACAUCGCCCAAGAGUGGCGUAAAUUUAAGUCACAAUUGGUGAAGAUGAAUUCGUUAUUCAUUCCCCGUAGAAUGGUUGAAUCUUUCGUAUCGUUGCAGCUUCACGGGUACUGUGACGCCUCGGAGAAGGGGUACUGUGCUGUCAUUUAUUGUCGUGUCGUUCAAAAUGACGGAACUAUUGUCGUGCGCCUUUGUUGCGCUAAAACCAAGGUGGCUCCACUUCGUAAAUGUUCCAUUCCGAGGUGCGAACUGCUAGCUGCUGUUUUAUUGUCGGAUUUAGUCGUCUCGUUUACAGACGCUUUAAAGGAUGUUCAUACUUUCGAUGACAUCUAUGCUUGGUCAGACUCGACUGUUGCGCUGACUUGGAUUCGUUCGUGUUCAUCCAAGUGGAAAACCUUUGUAGCCAAUAGGGUUGCGCACAUACAAGAGAAUAUUUCUCCUGAAAAGUGGCACCAUGUUUCUGGUUUGGAUAAUCCUGCGGACUGCGGCUCCCGCGGCUUGUUACCUGCUGACUUAAUCGAGCAUACGCUAUGGUGGGCGGGGCCUACCUGGCUUUCCAAACCUCAAGAAUCUUGGCCACAAUCUGAGAUCUUUCCAGAUCAAGCCGCUUCGAACGAGCAAAAGAUUUAUAGUUUGCUCACGGCGUCUAAUAUGUCUAUAAUCGAUGACAUAUUAAAUCGAUUUUCGUCCCUACAACGCAUAUUGCGCAUUUUUGCCUAUUGUUUUCGGUUCAUGCAUAAUUUGCAAAUGUCAUCUUCGAAAUAUACAGAUUUGAAUCUGUCACCAGAAGAAAUUUCUAAGGUUCUUCUUUUUCUAGUAAAGCAUGUUCAGGAGCAAGCCUUUGCUUCGGAAUUGCGUUGUUUAUCGAAAGAUAAAGCCACUCACUCCCUAUCGAAACCCAUGCGGAAAUUGGCGCCGUUUCUGGACGACCGUGAAUUGCUAAGGGUGGGCGGUCGCCUUUCUAAAGGAGACCUGUCGUUCGAUGUGAAGCAUCCACUACUAUUGCCUCGCGAUCAUAGGUUGACCACGCUGAUCAUAGAGGAUUAUCAUCACCGUUUUAUGCACCCUGGAUUGCAAACAUUGCAAAACUUAUUAGCCCAAGAAUUCUGGGUUCUAUCGGCAAAAAGGGCUAUAAACUCUGUUGUUUCAUCCUGCAUGAAAUGUUUUCGGGCUCGUCUUACUUUGGAACCGCUCACCAUAUUACCUGAAAGCAAUAUGGUUGAUGCAAAAUUAGGUCCACUUCAGAGAUGGAAAUUGCUCCAAAAGAUCCAUCAAGAUUUCUGGCGCAAGUGGCACGUCGAAUACCUGCACACCUUGCAGCAACGCCACAAGUGGUUCGAUGACCAGAAAAACAUCAUCGUCGGGACGCUCGUGCUCAUUGUCAAUGAGCACUGUAGCCCCAUGAAGUGGAAGAUUGGCCGGGUGGUACAACUCCAUCCAGGGAGCGAUGGGAUCUGUCGAGUAGUCACGGUCCGCACAGAAUCGGGCGAACUUAAACGCCCAGUAGUUAAACUGUGUCCACUGCCUCUACAAAAUUAAAUUAUCUAAUAAUUCACUAUCGUAUCGUAUCAUUGUAAGCACUAACUUUAUCGUAGAUUUAGAUUAAAUUUCAUAUUUAAACGUAUGUAAACUUAAACUAGGGAAUUAACCCAAGCCAUAUUGUUCCUUUUUUUCUUAUCCUUAGCAUACAGUACUUGUGGAAAAUACGUUGCAUUUUGGCGGGCGGAAAAUGUUAAGGAUUGUAGCUUUAAAAAUAUAUUAAAAAUAAUUUCGCCUGGCAACAUUAUGCAAAAAAGUAAA
Messenger RNA from Leguminivora glycinivorella, 4882 nucleotides. RefSeq lists its product as uncharacterized. The coding region runs from base 806 to 4621 and encodes 1271 amino acids. The record is from RefSeq and is a predicted model, not a curated record. The transcript has 2 exons. NCBI's taxonomy places the organism in Eukaryota, Metazoa, Arthropoda, Insecta, Lepidoptera, Tortricidae.